CAACUGAGCCUUGUGAAAGGAAGUUCCGAAGAAGUGCGAUUAAUUUGAGUUUCCUGCCUUUUUGGGAAUUGUUUUGACUGUUCCGCGGGUGGGGGGCAUGUUUCAACGUAGAUAAGAGCGAGGAUUGGAAGUGGGCCACGGGCGCAUUCCGGCGAUGUGACUCACCAGCUGAGCUGCGCACAGAGGCGGCUGUAGCGAAGAGGCCGGCAGCAAAAGACGAAUGCUGCUCCGCCGAAAUGCAAAACCACGGAUUCCCUCUGCUCCUUUGCACUUUGUGCAUAGUCGCUGUCAGGCCAGAGCCGCCCGCGGCGCAAAACGAAACGGACGUGAUCUACGCAGCGGUGGGGGCACCUAUUGUCCUUCAGGCAGAAGUAUCUGCCGACUCCAGAAGCGGCACAUGGAAGUUCAGUUGCAGGGACGUAGCUGUAUGGAUCGGCAACAUGACAGACAUCAACAACGAUUACUCGGACAGAGUGGAGUUGCUGAGUAACGGGUCUCUGACUUUCAAAUCUCUGACAGUGAACGACAGUGGAGAAUAUGUUGUUACCACGAACCCGACGUUCUCCAACUCAUCAGUCACUACCCGCAUGGAACUGGAAGUUCUGGUUCCAGUUUCGAAGCCUAUAGUUGUAACGAACGUUUCUGAGGUCUUGGAGGGCCAUGGGAUUCUCACAAUGUUUUGCGAAGUCACUGGUGAUUCACCCACGAUUCGUUGGUUGAAAGAUGGAGAAUUGCUGCAAUACCACGACAGAAUGAACAUUUCGGCGGAUAAUCUGACAAUAACAAUUGCAUCAGUCAAUAGGUCCGAUUCUGGAGGUUAUCAGUGUGAGGGACACAACCCUGUUAGUACGCAAAUAAGUGAUUUAAGAAAUCUGACAGUUUUCUAUGGACCAGAGAAUAUGAAUUUGUCUGUAAAUCCAAUGGAUGAAGAUAUUACACUGGGAACAAAUGUCACCCUCGAGUGUUCUGCGCAGUCCAUUCCGCGUCCCGAGUUCAAGUGGUUCUUUAAUGGUGAAACGUUGGAUCACAGGGGGCCAAAGCUGGAUCUGGUGGAGGUUCGCCGUAAUAACAGUGGCAAUUAUACAUGCCAUGCCUACAACAAUAUGACGGGACAUUACAUGAACUUAACAAGGACGCUGAACCUGAUAGAGCCAAUCUCGAAGCCAUUCAUUAUCACGGAUGUUUUAUACCCUGUCGAGCAUAAUGACACGGUGACGUUGACUUGCAAAGUUACCGGGGACGUGAAACGCAUUGAGUGGAUUCUGCCCGACGGCAUUGCCUUGAUAAAUAUAUCACUUGACAACGUGAAUUUGACUAUACAGUCAAUCGAUAGAUCAUAUUCCGGUGCAUACUCCUGCCAGGCAUGGGGUGUUGUUAACAAUGAAACAAGCGAACCUUUUCCAGUAAAUGUGUCUUAUGGACCGGAUUCAAUUAAGAUUACGCCUGAAGACAGCAAAGAAACAUACAGUGUCGAAUCAAAUCUCACGCUCAACUGUAUUGCGGAAUCAGUUCCACCCGCAGAAUUUGAAUGGCAGCUAAAUGGAAAAAGACUUGAAAAGAAAACCCAGGAACUUGUUAUUAUCAAUAUGACCAAAGAUGACUUCGGAAAUUACACCUGUCGUGCUUAUAAUAACAUCACUAAAAUAUACGUCACGACAACAAAACUAAUAGUUGCAAACGGCAUUUCCGUACCCCAAAUCACAUCUAGUUCCGAGGAACCAAUUGAGUACAACUCAAACGUGACCCUCACCUGUGACGUGUCUGGUCAACCAGUUUCCAUUCGAUGGAGCAAGAACGAGCACGCUGUCCCAGAAACCGAGAACGCAAGGCUUUCAGAGAGAAACAGAACCUUAACGAUAAGAGAAUUGAAGAGAAAAGACGCGGGGAACUACUCCUGUGAGGCGAAGGGUCUGCACGAUUGGAAACAGAGCAAACUGUUCCAGCUGGUAGUUUAUUACGGACCAGAUGAUCUCCAGCUAUUAGUUAGUCCCGAUUCAGCAUCUGAGAGUGGCUCAAACGUGACACUAACGUGCAAUGCAUCGUCCUUUCCAUCUUCGGCAUUUCAGUGGCUACUCAACGGAAACUCGCUAAAACACUACGAAGAGCAAAUGGUGAUCCUCAACCUUCACCAAAAUAAAACAGGAAAUUAUACUUGCGAGGCUUUUAACAGCAAAACCGGACUCAGGAAAUGGACAUCGGUACUAGUUUCCUUGAGAGAUGAUCUGCAGGAUUACGGAAAUAAGUCCUGGAUCGCUGCUGCUGUUAUUGGUGUUCUGGUCAUCAUUGCUCUCAGUGCCUGCGCAUGCUUCAGAAACAGAAACUAAACAGAUGGAGAGGGUGUGGACAGAAGAUUAUUGCACACCAAAUCUAUCUAUUAAACACCACAAGAAAUGAAAAGAGAAAUAUGCUGGAAAUUGUUACCCUGGUUGUCUGUCUCCUGCUGAAAUCGUACAGUCAAAAGUCGCUUUCGAUUUGAGAAAUUUGUGUUGAUACCAUGUGAUGGGGCUGGUACAAAAUGGAUUCUGGCUUGCCUUUAUUAACCUGAUUAUGCAACAAUUGCAUCGUAGGGUUAUUUGAAAAAGGGCAGGUCUGCUGUAAUGACAGGCUCUUUAAUAUUUUUAUUAAAGUUGUAUCUUUCUUUGUACCAACUGAAUACAUUGAAGUUCUCUCUUCCUGCUGCCUCAAAGCAAACAUGCUGGGACACUAUUGGAUUUAGAAGGUUUACGGGUAUCCUCUUUUUGGCAGCCCAGGCCUUGCUCCUAAUUCUUUUGGAUAACACGGACUUACUUGCUUAGACUUAAACAUAAUGUGCUGCUUUCUGAUAUUAAAGUGCUUUAUUUGUAAAUAAUGCAGUCUAUGAUUUCAAAUCAAUAUAGAAGCAAAAGCCUGGUUAUAUUCCACAAGUUUACUUGCCCCUCCUUGUGGUGUCCGAGGAAUCAUUAGAUAAAACAUACCAUUGUUAUUGUAAUGCUUAUGCUAUUUUUUUUCAUCCUGUUCUGCAAAUGACAACAAUGUAGUGGUGAGGAUUGAGACUAAAGAUUCAGAUUUAUUUGUUAGUUGUAUUGAAACAUACAGUUAAAUGCUUUGUUUGAGUUAAUAACUAACACACCCAAUAAUGUGUUGGGAGCAGCCAGCAAAUAUCGCCACACACUCCAGCACCAACAAAAAAUGCCCACAACGCUUGCCAAAACACAGAACAUAGCAAGCGAUGAAACAAAAACAUCAGAAGAUGUUCCUACUUUGCUCGCAGACUUCUCAAGUAACCCCCUCUUUCAAGUGGCGCUGGCAUGUUCUCAAUCUAUUAGCUCCACCAUUCUCAAGUCCGCAUUAUUGUCAUUUAACUAUAUGCGUGUAUAUAACGCACAUAGAAGUGGGACAAUGUUUCUCUGAACCAUGGUGUAUUUCACCAAUCUGUUGGUUAUAUCUUUACGGUCGCGUUCAAUUUAAUUUUGCACUAAUCCAUAUUGCACUGCUGUAUUCUACAUGUCUAUUGUUUUGCACUUUCCUAUAUAUUUGCUAUAUUUAUGUAUCAUGAAUGCCGGUGACUCUGUGUGUUUCAGAAACACAAGGAAUUUCAUUCCACCAUGUUGCAAAUGAUAAUAAACCAAUCUGAGUCUAA
This is a messenger RNA of Hypanus sabinus (Atlantic stingray), 3619 nucleotides long. RefSeq names its product carcinoembryonic antigen-related cell adhesion molecule 5-like. Lineage: Eukaryota; Metazoa; Chordata; Chondrichthyes; Myliobatiformes; Dasyatidae. The record is from RefSeq and is a predicted model, not a curated record. The transcript has 10 exons. Bases 237 to 2324 code for a protein of 695 amino acids.